ACGAAAGCCAUGGAGUUGCAGAGCGGAAUGGCUCUGCUAUCUCAGCAGUUCAAAGCUUUAUUCCUCAAAAACCUCUUGGUUUCAUGGCGGAGCAAGGGAGCCACCUUUGUACAGCUCUUCUCUUCACUCUUCUUCAUGUUCCUGAUUUUCGUCAUCCAGAAGGCAAUUGAAUCUCGCUAUUCUUCCUCCACCAGUUUCACCGACGUUUUCGACCCCACGCCUCUGGUUUUCCCCCCGAUUCCGCCCUGUGAGGAGAAGUAUUUCGUGAAGCUCCCGUGCUUCGAUUUUGUCUGGAGCGGAAAUGAUAGCAGGAGAAUUGGGGAGAUCGUUGAUCGAAUUUUGGUUAAUAAUCCUGGUAGACCCAUCCCUUCAACCAAGAUCCAAUCUUUUAGAACACAAAGUGAAGUGGACAAUUGGCUCUUGAACAAUCCCAUGCAGUGCUCUGGAGCUCUGCAUUUUUGGGAAAGAAAUUCUUCCAUGAUUAGUUAUGGUAUACAGACUAAUUCUACUUUCAUUGCUAAGCGAGGAAGUUUUGAAGACCCUACAUUUAAGUUCCAGAUUCCACUUCAACUUGCUGCAGAACGGGAAAUUGGUAGAUCUUUAAUUAGAGAUCCAAAGUUCAGUUGGACUGUCAGUCUUAAGGAAUUCGCACACCCAGGAAAUAAAAUUUUCAGCGCUGUUAGUACUGCUGGACCAAUCUUCUUCCUUGCAAUUUCCAUGUUUGGUUUUGUCUUUCAAAUAAGUGCUCUAAUUGCAGAAAAAGAACUAAAACUCCGCCAGGCCAUGACCAUGAUGGGUCUUUAUGAUAGUGCCUAUUGGUUAUCCUGGUUCACGUGGGAGGGAAUUCUCACACUUCUUUCAGCACUCUUCACAGUUCUUUUUGGAAUGAUGUUUCAGUUUGACUUUUUCUUACUCAACAGCUUUGCAGUGUUGUUUGUUCUUUUCUACCUUUUUCAACUUAACAUGAUUGGUUUUGCCUUCAUGCUCUCUGCCUUCAUUAGCAAGGCAUCUUCAUCCACAACUGUUGGUUUCUCUGUCUUUACCAUUGGUUUUCUGACUCAGAUUGUUACGGUAUUUGGAUUUCCUUACACUAAGAAGUUCUCUAAUACCUUCCGAAUCAUCUGGUCCAUUUUCCCACCAAAUGUAUUUGCUCAAGGUCUUCAGUUGCUUUCUGAUGCAACUUCAACACCACAGGAUCAUGGUGUCAGCUGGAAUAGGAGAGCUAAAUGCACACCAAAUGAUACGGAGUGCUUGAUAACAAUUAACGACAUAUAUGUAUGGCUUGUAUCCACAUUCUUUGUUUGGCUCAUACUUGCAAUCUACUUUGACAACAUUCUUCCAAAUGUAUCUGGUGUUAGAAAAUCAGUGUUGUAUUUUCUGAUGCCUGGAUAUUGGAUGGGAAGAGGUGGAAACAAAGCUGAAGAGGGAGGCAUUUGUAGCUGCAGAGGUUCAAUUCCACCCUUGGAAAGUUUCACUUUAGACGAUGAGGAUGUCCUUGAGGAGGAAAACAUUGUGAAACAGAAAAUGGACGAAAGUGUGCUUGAUGCAAGUGUCGUGGUUCAAAUAAGAGGUCUGGUCAAGAUAUUUCCUGGAAGAACAAAGAUCAGCUGCUGUAAGUGCGAGAGGUCAUCACCUUACCAUGCUCUCAAGGGUAUGUGGGUGAACAUUGCAAAAGAUCAGUUAUUUUGUCUUCUUGGACCAAAUGGAGCUGGGAAAACUACUGCUAUUAAUUGCUUGACUGGAAUUACCCCAGUGACCAGUGGUGAUGCACUAAUCUAUGGAUUCUCCAUCCGGAGCUCAACUGGCAUGUCAAACAUCCGGAGGAUGAUAGGAGUUUGUCCCCAGUUUGAUAUUCUCUGGGAUGCAUUGUCUGGCCAAGAGCACCUUCAUCUUUUUGCCAGUAUUAAGGGUCUACCCCCUGCUUCAAUCAAAUUGGUUACACAAAAGUCAUUAGCAGAAGUUAAACUUACAGAGGCGGCAAGAAUCAGGGCAAGUAGCUACAGUGGUGGCAUGAAACGGCGUCUUAGUGUUGCUAUUGCCCUAAUUGGUGAACCUAAAUUGGUUAUUUUGGAUGAACCGACUACUGGCAUGGAUCCAAUAAGUAGAAGACACGUUUGGCACAUAAUUGAAAAUGCUAAAAGAGGGCGUGCCAUUGUUUUAACUACACAUUCAAUGGAAGAAGCUGAUAUAUUAAGCGACCGCAUAGGGAUCAUGGCAAAGGGUAGGCUUCGCUGCAUUGGAACUUCUAUAAGGUUGAAGUCAAAGUUUGGAACUGGUUUUAUUGCGACUAUAAGCUUGCUUGGGAGUACUGAUGAGACUUCUGCAGCCAAAGAUAAUUCUACAAUAGCUCAAUAUGAAGUAGUGAAACAGUUCUUCAAACAUCACUUGGAUGUGCUACCCAAAGAUGAGAAUAAGUCCUUCCUGACGUUUGUUAUUCCUCAUGACAAGGAGAGGCUAUUGAUGAAUUUCUUUGCGGGACUUGAAGACAGAAAAGAAGAAUUUGGAAUUGCAGACAUUCAGCUUGGACUUGCUACCCUUGAAGAAGUUUUUCUCAACAUUGCGAAAAAGGCAGAGCUAGAAAGUGCUGCUGCUGAGGGAAGCUUUCAAACCGUGACCUUAAAUUCGGGACUGUCUGUUCAAAUACCUAUGGGAGCAAGAUUCAUUGGCAUUCCAGGAACAGAAUCCACAGAAUAUCCAAAUGGCAUAAUGGUAGAAAUAUUCUGGGAACAAGAUGAUUGUGGUGCACUCUGUAUUUCUCAUCAUUCACAAGAGAUGCCUAUACCAUCUCAUGUUCAGCUAAGAGCUUCUUCAACAGCUCUUCGUAGAAACUUUUCUGGUCGACGAAAACAGGUAGAUGGAUUCGUAAUAGAUCCCAUCCAAAUAUUUGACACAGAUACAUAGAAAGAUCAGUUAGUUAAGCUAUAAGGGGGAAGGUAAGUCCUCUAAAGCUCCAAAAGUAUUGUAGAUUUAUAUAGUUGUUUAUUGCUCUAGCUUUUUCCCAAGCAAGUCAAUGUAUAUAAUUUAGGAACAUAGUUUUAUAUUUUGACAGGCUUUUGAAGGCAGCUUUGAAAUUAUACAUUCCGAUUGCA
Coffea eugenioides is the source of this 3089-nucleotide messenger RNA. RefSeq names its product ABC transporter A family member 2-like. NCBI's taxonomy places the organism in Eukaryota, Viridiplantae, Streptophyta, Magnoliopsida, Gentianales, Rubiaceae. The transcript is spliced from 16 exons. The coding region runs from base 10 to 2901 and encodes 963 amino acids. Gene Ontology annotation, cellular component: intracellular membrane-bounded organelle; membrane. The record is from RefSeq and is a predicted model, not a curated record. Gene Ontology annotation, molecular function: lipid carrier activity; ABC-type transporter activity; ATP binding. Gene Ontology annotation, biological process: transmembrane transport; lipid transport.